Glycine soja is the source of this 1069-nucleotide messenger RNA. Its product is annotated as protein LIFEGUARD 4-like. Gene Ontology annotation, cellular component: membrane. Bases 141 to 872 code for a protein of 243 amino acids. The record is from RefSeq and is a predicted model, not a curated record. Lineage: Eukaryota; Viridiplantae; Streptophyta; Magnoliopsida; Fabales; Fabaceae. The transcript has 4 exons.
AGACAUGUUAUCCUUUCCUGAAUUGAAGGGUAAGAAUCUCUUCUCUUCUCUUACAAAAAACAAAUUAAAGAGAUAACACAGAGAAUAGAAUAUAAGACUCCACUCGUACGUAGGCUAAGCACUGAGGAAAGAAAGAAAACAUGUUGAUGAAAAGAGAUGUUGAAAGCGGUGGGGAUGGCAAUGCCAAUCCCAGGCCACUCUACCCCGCCAUGCUUGAGAACCCUCAACUCCGUUGGGCCUUCAUUCGCAAGGUCUACACCAUCCUCACCAUUCAGUUGCUCCUCACCAUCGCCGUCGCCUCCGUCGUCGUCUUCGUUCGCCCCAUCGCUCUUUUCUUCGUUUCCUCCCCCGGAGGCCUUGCUCUUUACAUUGUCCUCCUCAUUGCUCCAUUGAUAACUGUGUGUCCGCUUUACUAUUACCACCAGAAACACCCUCUGAAUUACAUCCUUCUCUUCAUUUUCACCGUUACGUUAGCCUUUGCGGUUGGAUUGACUUGCGCCUUUACUAGCGGGAGAAUUAUUCUGGAAUCUGUGAUAUUAACUACAAUAGUGGUGGUCAGCUUGACUCUGUACACCUUUUGGGCCGCAAAAAGAGGACAUGAUUUCAACUUUUUGGGCCCAUUCUUGUUCGGAGCCUUGCUAGUUCUUAUGCUCUUUGCCUUUAUACAGCUUCUGUUUCCUCUGGGUAGGAUUUCUACGAUGAUCUAUGGGGUCCUGGCAUCAAUCAUAUUUUCUGGAUACAUCAUAUAUGACACAAACAACCUCAUCAAGAGAUACACCUACGAUCAGUACAUAUGGGCUUCGGUCGCCUUGUAUUUGGAUGUCAUCAACCUCUUCCUUUCUCUGCUUACUAUUUUUAGAGCCGUUAACUAAGGACAUAAUUCUAGUAGCAUAUAUUCCUUGCCUUGGUACAUGUGUUUGCUUUAAGGAGAGCUAGAAUGUCAUGUCAAAAGAUACUUCUUUAUGAAAUUAUCUCUUGAGUAAUUCCUUGUAAUUGUCAUCUUGUCGAUUAAAAGAUGGAAUUUUGCAUUGAAUUGCAAAUAUACAUGUCAUCUUUAUGCCUUUCUUCA